UCUCCCUCCUCUCCUGCAGGUGCUAGACAUUAAGAAGAAGCUGAAGCAGUCCAAAAGGUUCUGGUCCAACCUGCCAGAUGAGAUCUGUAUUAAAGACAAGUUGACCGAGUCAGAUGAAGAGCAGUGUUGGAACAGUCACGCCAAGGCCAGGUAUUUUCCUGAGGUGGUAAAGGACGGCCUCACCAACCAGCUGAACAACCCAGAGGUGGCGGUGGACAUCACUAGACCGGACACUCUGAUUCGCCAACAGAUCAUGACACUCAGAGUGAUGACCAACAAGCUGAGAAACGCCUACAACGGCAACGACAUCUUCUUUCAGGACUCCAGUGACGAGGGCAGCGGCAGCAGCAGUGGCUGUACAGAGGGAUGUACCACAGAGUUUGUGUUUGUGGGUCCAGAGGCCCCCGUGGUGGGAGCAGACAGGAGUGAUGAGCGAGCUUCUGCUGCAUCAGGCAGCACCCCACAUCCCUCCAGACCCUCUCCCCUGCUACUGACCCUCUCUCUCACAGCCCUGUCCUGGUCCAGGAGAUAAUACCAGCUGGCCCGAGAGGACACCAGGACAUUACCCCUGCUACUGACCCUCUCUCUCACAGCCCUGUCCUGGUCCAGGAGAUAAUACCAGCUGGCCCGAGAGGACACCAGGACAUUACCCCUGCUACUGACCCUCUCUCUCACAGCCCUGUCCUGGUCCAGGAGAUAAUACCAGCUGGCCCGAGAGGACACCAGGACAUUACCCCUGCUACUGACCCUCUCUCUCACAGCCCUGUCCUGGUCCAGGAGAUAAUACCAGCUGGCCCGAGAGGACACCAGGACAUUACUGCUACUCUGACUCUGGCACCAAUCAGACAGCCAGCCAGCCGGUCGUCAUACUAACUGUUAGUGUUCUCUAAACGGAACCAGAACAGGACAACCCUUUUGGAUCCCCACCAUGAAGAGAUAUGGUGACAGUAGUAUACUGUAGUAGACUGAGGAGUGUUGUGAGUGCUGCAUCCUGCUUUGUCCCCAAAGAUCUCUCUGUUCUAAUCUGCUCUGUUCUAAUCUAUCUGUUCUGCUCUAUUCUAAUCUGUUCUGCUCUAUUCUAAUC
Oncorhynchus tshawytscha (Chinook salmon) is the source of this 1084-nucleotide messenger RNA. Its product is annotated as glypican-6-like. The transcript has 3 exons. Lineage: Eukaryota; Metazoa; Chordata; Actinopteri; Salmoniformes; Salmonidae. Gene Ontology annotation, biological process: regulation of signal transduction. The record is from RefSeq and is a predicted model, not a curated record. Gene Ontology annotation, cellular component: plasma membrane. The coding region runs from base 254 to 532 and encodes 92 amino acids.